This is a messenger RNA of Heteronotia binoei (common prickly gecko), 3446 nucleotides long. It is a transcript of the gene PMS1, whose product is annotated as PMS1 homolog 1, mismatch repair system component. Bases 9 to 2813 code for a protein of 934 amino acids. Gene Ontology annotation, biological process: mismatch repair. Gene Ontology annotation, molecular function: ATP binding; ATP-dependent DNA damage sensor activity; ATP hydrolysis activity. The record is from RefSeq and is a predicted model, not a curated record. Lineage: Eukaryota; Metazoa; Chordata; Lepidosauria; Squamata; Gekkonidae. Gene Ontology annotation, cellular component: MutLalpha complex. The transcript is spliced from 12 exons.
CCCUCAACAUGAAGCAGUUGCCAGCAGACACCGUCCGAAUUCUUUCCAGCUCACAGGUGAUCACAUCGGUCGUUAGUGUGGUUAAAGAGCUAGUGGAAAACUCAUUGGACGCCAAAGCCACCAGCAUCGAUAUCAAAUUGGAUAAUUACGGCUUUGAUAAGAUUGAGGUUAGAGACAAUGGGGAAGGGAUCAAAGCUGCUGACGUUCCCGUCAUGGCCAUGAAGCACUACACUUCCAAAAUAAGCUCUUCUGAGGACCUGGAGCGUUUGACGACGUAUGGAUUUCGAGGCGAAGCCUUAGGUUCCAUCUGUUGCACCUCUGAAGUUCUGAUUACGACCAAGACAGCCGCUGAUGACUUUAGCACCCAGUACAUUUUGGAUGGAUGCGGUCAUGUAACUUCUCAAAAGCCCUCUCAUCUCGGACAAGGUACGACUGUCACAGUGCUGAAGCUGUUCAAGAAUCUCCCUGUGAGAAAGCAGUUUUAUUCAACGGAUAAAAAACGCAAAGAAGAAAUUAAAAAGAUUCAAAAUCUUCUGAUGGCCUAUGGCAUCGUGAAACCAGAACUGAGGUUAACAUUGAGACAUAAUACGAUGCUCAUCUGGCAGAAGAACAAGGUCUCUGAUCAUAAAAUGGCUUUCAUGGCGGUGGUAGGGACAGCUGUUAUGGGCUGCAUGGUGCCUUUCCAGCACUGCUGUGAAGACCCAGAGGUAUCUCUCAGUGGCUUCCUUCCAAAGGCUAAUUCAGAUGCUUCUUUGACAACCCAUUCAAGUUCAGAAAGGAGCUUCAUCUUUGUAAACAACAGACCAGUAUAUCAAAAGGACAUUCUUAAGCUGGUUCGGCAGUACUGUGACCUGAAGUCUUCUCAUCGUUCGUACCCCAUUUUCUUUGUCAACGUUACUACUUCUCCAGCUGCUGUAGACGUCAAUUUAACCCCAGAUAAAUCUCAAGUAUUGCUCCACGAUAAGGAGUCCAUUUGCCUUCUUAUCGAAGAUAUUUUAACGUCGCUGUAUGGGGCUCGAACCGAGGCGGUGUCUUGUGAAACCAAUGCAACAGACGCAACCUCGGUAGACACCUUUGCUAAUGAAAGAGAACAAACAGAUGUGCCUGUGAAUGAAAUCGAAUCCUGCAGAAACCCAGCUCCGCGAGCACGUACCUCGUUGUUUUCGUUUAGUAAUGAUGUGCGAAAUGGGGAAACAGGAAAAAACACAGAGGUCUGUUCGAAGAAUCAAACCUUGUAUAACGACUCUCCCCUCGAGCUCCUUACCGAAAAAGAAAUACCUGGCUGUGAGACAGCUGGCGACGAUCGAGUUCAGGACCGUUCCGUAAAUAAUUUACCAUGUGAGGACCAAGAAAGCAGGUAUAAGGUACUGAACGACAAUUGCAGUAUUGGAAAGGACACUCAUUCUGAAAGCGGCACUGGGGGUGAUUUGAGAAGGGUCACGAUCCAAGUGGACAGUAUGGAAAGACCAAGGAUGUCAAAGGAUUCCUCUGAAUUUACAGCUGAUAAAUGGAGUUUGGGGCAUGCCUUUGUGAACUCCAGAGGAGAGGAUCUGGAACCCGUUCAGAUUUUAAUUCCCGAAGCAGGAAAGGGAAGAAUCCAAAAGGGAAACGAUGGUAACGGUCAACAGAAUGUUCAGCAAGGAAAUAACGAUCCAGGCAUUAAAAAAACAAAUAUAAACGAUAAAGCGGGGCAGAUCACGGCCUACGAUUUAAUUAAAAAUCAGAUUGUAAAGAAACCAAUGUCAGCAUUUGAGCUUUUUGCUCAAGACAAUCGUUCCAGAGUGUUGACCGAAAACCCCAAAGCGAGCGCGGAGGAACGAAGGCUGAAAAUGGAAGGAAUGUGGGAGGCAUUAAAUGAAGAAGAAAAAAAGACAUAUGAGGAAAGAGCUGAGAAAGACCGAGAGCGAUACAGCAGGCAAAGCCGAAGAGCUCUGGAUCCCAGCAGACAGAGGCCAACUAAAGAGAGAGAGAGGAAGCCCAAGUCCAGGCUGAAAGACUGUCUGAAUGAUCAGCUGAAGCUUGACAAACUCUUCCAUUCACAAGCUGGAAAGAAAGACAGCAGCUCCCGCGCUGUAAAAACAGUGCGGGUGCCCUUCGCAAUGGAUUUGUUCAAACAGAGGCUUCGCCGGCUCGAGCAGCAAGAGUCAGACAAAGAGCAACUCCGUCUGAUUCAUCUCUCGAAUUUCCCUGAUGCGUGGAUCGUGGCCUCGGAUCAAAAGAUAACGAUGCUGAAUCCGUACCGCGUUGAAGAAGCCUUGCUCUUUAAAAGGCUUCUUGAAGACCAUCAGCUUCCUACCCAGAAACUGGACAAACCUAUUGUGUUAUCUGACAGUCUUCUUGGUGAGCCCUGUUACAUGGAAGUUCUUCGUAAUAUGCCAAAGGAAAGCAGGGGGUUUGACGGAUCAUCCUAUUUGCUGGAUUCAAGACUUGUAGCCAAUGGAUUUAAGAUAAAAAUAAUGCCAGGUGCUUCAGCUAAAGAAAGUCAGUUGGAAAUAGAAGGAAUGACCACCUGUGUGCCUUAUUACGGCGUUUCGGAUUUGAGAGAAAUUCUGAGUGCGGUGGUAAACAGCGACGCAAAGGAAGUUUACGAAUGUCGACCUCUCAAGGUGGUAAACUAUUUGGAGGGGGAAGCAGUGCGAUUGUCGCGGCAGCUCCCUUUAUAUUUAUCCAAAGAAGAUGUCCUGGAUACAAUUUACAGAAUGCGCAAGCAACUUGGAAGUCAACAAAAGAGCUGUGUUCAUGGACGCCCAUUUAUUCAUUAUUUAACAGAUAUCCCACAGAGCAACGAAGCAGAAACAGAUAAUUUUGUUUGAAAUCACAUUCUCUCCACUUUCUGUGCGUGUUCUGCUUUUUUUUGCAUUAUUAAUUGAGGAAGGGGUGGAAUUCUAGCAUAUUAGGUCACACCCCCUGAUGUAGCCAAUCCUCCAAGAGCUUACAAAAAAGAGCCUUGUAAUAUCUUGGAGGAUUGGCUACAUUGAGGUGUGUGGCCUAAUAUGCAAAGGAGCUCCUGCUAGAAUUCCACCCCUGAAUGGAGGGGAGGUUUGUUGUUUGAUUAGUUAAGCACCAAAUGUAUUUAAUGUGUUUCAUAAUAGUUCACUGUCCUAACAGAAUGUAAUGUUAACCUGUCCAUGUUUCCAAGUAGAAGAAUGCAGAAAGAUGGGAUGCGUGCAAUUAGGGUUUGUUUGUUUUUUUAAAGUUCUGCUGCACAAUUAUGGUUUCUUUCACUGUGCAAGCAAAAUCAUCUAAGGGAAAACAGAAAGAAUAAACAACCAAAGAGCAUUGUUGUGUUCAGAAGCAAUAGUAGAAGAGAAACAAAGGCCGAAGUCAAGAAAAAGCUAAGAAAACUUGCACUACAUAGUGUGUAUAUGUAUAUAUGUAUGUAUUUACUGCAAAUCAAUGUACAAAAAAGAGAUACAUGCAAAUACAGUUUUGUAUUUUUCUUGCUA